AUGGGGACAUGUAUUUCCCUGCAAAGGAACACAACCAAACCUGAGCUGAAGCUAAGGUUGUCUCGGGUGGUGCGGGACAACCCAACGGCGGAAGGCAACAUAUUUGACAAGUACCGUGUGGGGAAGGAGCUGGGGAGGGGGGAAUUCGGGGUGACGUACCAAUGUUUUGACAAGGUGAAGGGUGAGUGGGUUGCGUGCAAGAAGAUCUCCAAGAGCAAGCUUAGGACAGACAUUGACAUGGAUGAUGUAAGGAGAGAGGUUGAGAUCAUGCGCCAUUUGCCCCCACAUCCAAAUAUUGUAACAUACAAAGAGGUGUUUGAGGAUAAGGAAGCUGUGUACCUCGUAAUGGAGCUGUGCCAGGGAGGGGAGUUGUUCGAUAGGAUAGUAGCGAGAGGACAUUACACGGAGAGGGCAGCCGCCCACGUUACCAAAACCAUUCUCCACGUGCUCAAGGUUUGCCAUGAACAUGGAGUCAUACAUAGAGAUCUGAAGCCAGAGAACUUUUUGUAUGCCAAUGAUUCCGAAAAUGCUCCCCUAAAGGCAAUUGAUUUUGGGCUUUCUAUAUUCUUCCAACCAGGUCAAAGAUUUAGUGAAAUUGUUGGGAGCCCUUACUACAUGGCCCCUGAACUUCUUAGGCGCAAUUAUGGUCCAGAAAUUGAUGUUUGGAGUGCUGGUGUUAUUCUUUACAUUUUAUUAUGUGGAGUUCCUCCUUUUUGGGCAGAAACUGAAGAAGGAAUUGCACAUGCAAUUGUGCAUGGUGAGAUAGAUUUUCAAAGGGAUCCGUGGCCUAGAAUCAGCGAGGAUGCUAAGGAUCUUGUUCGAGGCAUGCUUCAGCAAAAUCCUUACACCCGCCUAACUGUUGAAGAAGUCCUUGAAGGUGUUAUAACAAGAAUCAAGCAAUUCUCGUUGAUGAAUAAAUUUAAGAAAAGGGUCCUUAGUGUGGUGGCAGAUAACUUGCCUGAUGAGCAGGUAGAUGGGAUAAAAGAAAUGUUCCAUAUAAUGGACACAGACAAGAAUGGGAACUUAAAUUUUCAAGAGUUGAAAGAUGGACUGUAUAUGUUUGGACAAGCAGUUGCGGAUCAUGAUGUCCAACUACUACUUGAUGCAGCGGAUACAGAUGGAAAUGGGAUGCUUAAUUGUGAAGAAUUUGUGACUCUGGCGGUGCACUUGCAGAAGAUAAGCAACGAUGAAUUACUGCAUCAAGCCUUCUUGCAGUUUGACAAUAAUCAGAGCGGAUACAUUGAGUUUGAAGAGUUGCAACUCUCACUCUUAUUAGAUGACCACUUUGGUCCUACAAAUGACCAACUGGUACAAGAUAUUAUUUUUGAUGCUGACCUCGACAAGGACGGGCGCAUAAGUUUCCCAGAGUUCAAGGCGAUGAUGACAACUGGAAUGGAUUGGAAGAUGGGGUCUCGACAAUACUCAAGGGCUUUGCUCAACGCUCUUAGCAUCAGACUUUUUAAAGACGCUCCAAAUUUGCCACUCACAGUCUAA
Molecule: messenger RNA, 1494 nt
Organism: Striga hermonthica
Lineage: Eukaryota; Viridiplantae; Streptophyta; Magnoliopsida; Lamiales; Orobanchaceae
Source: the annotation of a GenBank genome assembly